AUGGAGGAAGCAGUAACCUUUAAGGAUGUGGCCGUGGACUUCACCCAGGAGGAAUGGAUGCACCUGGACUCUUCUCAGAAGGAGUUUUACAGGGAUGUAAUGCUGGAGAACUAUAGCAACCUGGCCUCCCUGGCAGGACUUGUAUUCUCCAAACCGUUUGUCAUCUCCCGGUUGGAGCGAAGGGAAGCACCAUGGAUGCUGGAGGGAGAUGUCCCAAGGAUUAGCCUUCCUGAUUGGGAAACUCAGCAAGAAUUGAAGGAGCUCACACCAAAGCUGAGUAUGUCAAUGGGACAAUCAUCCCAGGAAAUACCAGAGAGGGAUAUUCUGUUCUUUUCUUCAUUGGGAGAAUACCAAAAAUGUGGUGCCAUGCAACAGAGUCAUCUGACCAACGAAGAAAAGCAUUUCCAGCAAAUCAAAAAGACACAAAGGAAACAUCACAGUAAAUCUAGAGUCCAUGAACAAACUAGUUAUGACAGAACUCUCAAUCAAGGGCCAGUCUUCCCACAGCAGGUAGAAGAAAAGAAUCUGGGAACAUGUGACCCAUCUGGAAAGUACUUUAGACUGCAUAGAGAGAGGCCAAAAGGUAAUAGUAGAUGCUCAAAGAAAACAGCUAAACAUAAUGAAUACGGAAAAUGCAGUAAGCAUAGUUCAGCUUUUGUUGACAAUUCUGGAAGAGAUACUAUAGAGAAAAUUUUUGACUGUAGUGGAUGUGAGAAGACCUCCUCAAGGAAGCAAUAUAUGCUUCCUGAGGAAAUUCAUACUGGAGAAAAACCUGAUGAAAGUAAUGAAUGUGUGAGUACCUUUUGCGCAAGAAGUGAUAUUCCCAAGUAUCAGGACAUUCAAAAUAGUGAGAAACCUUAUCAGUGCAAUGUAUGUGAGAAGACAUUUCGACUAAAAGCUCAAGUAAAUCAACAUCAGACAAUUCAUACUGGGGAGAAGCCGUAUAAAUGUAAUGAAUGCGGAAAGGCCUUUCGACUAAAAGGUCAACUUAAUGAACAUCAGAAAAUUCAUACUGGUGAGAAACCUUACAAAUGUAAUCAAUGUGGAAAAGCCUUCUGCAGACGCUCAAAUCUUACUGAACAUCAUAGGAUUCAUACUGGUGAGAAACCUUAUAAAUGUAAUGAAUGUGGGAAAGCCUUUCAAUUAAAAGGACAUCUUAAUGAACAUCAGAAAAUUCAUAGUGGUGAGAAACCAUAUAAAUGUAAUGAAUGUGGAAAGGCCUUCUGCCAUCGUACAUACCUUACUAAACAUCAGAAGAUCCAUUCUGGGCAGAAACCUUAUGAGUGUAAUGAGUGUGGCAGGGCCUUCUGCAUGAGCACAGCUUUAACUGUACAUCAGAGAAUCCAUACUGGUGAGAAACCCUAUGAAUGUAAUAUAUGUGGGAAAGCCUUUAGAGUUAAAGCACAGCUUAAUCAACAUCAAUCAAUUCAUACUGGUGAGAAGCCAUUUGAAUGUAAUGAAUGUGGAAAGGCCUUUAGACUAAAAGGAUGGCUUACAGAACAUCAGAAAAUUCAUAGUGGUGAGAAACCUUAUCAGUGUAAUGAAUGUGGCAAGGCUUUCUGCAAACGCUCAAACCUGACUGAACAUCAGAGAAUUCAUACGGGAGACAAACCUUAUGAAUGUAUUGAAUGUCAGAAGGCUUUUAGCCAGAAACUAAAGCUUUUUCAGCAUCAGAGAAUUCACACUGGUGAGAAACCUUAUGAAUGUAAUGACUGUGGCAGGGCCUUCUGCUUGAGCACAACUCUUACUGAGCACCGGAGAAUUCACACUGGUGAGAAACCUCAUGAAUGUAUCGAAUGUGGGAAAGCUUUCCGACUAAAAGCACAGCUUAAUCAACAUCGUAGAAUUCACACUGGAGAAAAACCUUAUAAAUGUAAUCAGUGCGGGAAGGCUUUUUGUAAGCAAUCAAACCUUACUGACCAUCAGAAAAUUCAUACUGGAGAGAAACCUCAUGAAUGUAUUGAAUGUGGGAAAGCCUUUAGCCAGAAAAUAAAACUUACUCAACAUCAGACAAUUCAUACUGGUGAGAAACCUUAUGAGUGUAAUGAAUGUGGGAAAUUUUUCCGCCUGAGCACAGGACUCACUGAACACCAGAGAAUUCACACUGGUGAGAAACAUUAUGAAUGUAAUGAAUGUGGGAAGACCUUCCGCCUAAAAGCACAGCUUAAUCAACAUUGGAGAAUUCAUACUGGAGAAAAACCUUAUGAAUGUGAUGAAUGUGGAAAGGCCUUUGGACAUAGGUCAGGACUUACUCAACAUCAGAAAAUUCAUACUGGAGAAAAACCUUAUGAAUGUGAUGACUGUGGGAAGGCCUUCAGAUGGAUCACGGGACUUACUCAACAUCAGAGAAUUCAUUCUGGAGAGAAGCCUUAUGAAUGUAAAGAAUGUGGGAAGGCCUUCUACUGGAAUACAGCCCUAACUAAACAUCAGAGAAUGCAUUCUACAAAGAAACUAUACGGAUGUGAUGACUGAGAAAGCUUUACCUUAGAGCAAGAUCCUCUUCCAAAUCAGCCCUCUCUUCAUAUGUGCCCUCAAGCUUUAAUAAUAAUCUCUUUUCUUUAUAUAUACUUCUUCAUUUGGUGAU
Messenger RNA from Sarcophilus harrisii (Tasmanian devil), 2584 nucleotides. RefSeq names its product zinc finger protein 665-like. Gene Ontology annotation, biological process: regulation of transcription by RNA polymerase II. The coding region runs from base 1 to 2472 and encodes 823 amino acids. Lineage: Eukaryota; Metazoa; Chordata; Mammalia; Dasyuromorphia; Dasyuridae. Gene Ontology annotation, cellular component: nucleus. The transcript is spliced from 4 exons. The record is from RefSeq and is a predicted model, not a curated record. Gene Ontology annotation, molecular function: RNA polymerase II cis-regulatory region sequence-specific DNA binding; DNA-binding transcription activator activity, RNA polymerase II-specific.